Molecule: messenger RNA, 1581 nt
Organism: Dissoconium aciculare CBS 342.82
Lineage: Eukaryota; Fungi; Ascomycota; Dothideomycetes; Mycosphaerellales; Dissoconiaceae
Exons: 2
Coding region: 1-1581 (526 amino acids)
Biological process (GO): metal ion transport; transmembrane transport
Cellular component (GO): membrane
Molecular function (GO): cobalt ion transmembrane transporter activity; magnesium ion transmembrane transporter activity; cobalt ion binding
Source: RefSeq, a predicted model, not a curated record
AUGACUACCCGUGGCGAUUUCCCGCACUCCCAACUUGCGAGCUCGAACCCCGGCGCAGAGCCUGGUAUUGAUGUGACUAGCGAAGGUGACGAGUUGCUGCCCGAGCACCUCAGCAACUUGAAGGCAGCUUGUACUAUCAAUAUCAUCGACUAUUCCGAGGACCGUCGGAUUUUCCACACGGCUACGAAUCACGACUUGGCCGAAAAGCUGGAUCAACCGCGGCCGGAAGACCUUCCUUGUCGUUGGAUCUCCGUCAACGGAAUUAGUUGGGAUGUCAUCCGGGUUAUUGGUAACAAGUAUCAUCUUCAUCAGUUGGCUAUCGAAGAUCUCAUCCAUACUCGAUCACGGACGAAAGUCGACUGGUACUCCGACCAUGCCGCCAUUGUGCUUACACUUCAAAAGCUGGUGAGGCUACAUUCACAUCAAGGCGCCGAUGACGAUGACUGCUCAGAAUGCUCAGCGACUGCGGACGAUGAUGACUCGAUCCUUAAGUCUGGAAGCGCGCGCAAAGCGAAACGGGGUUGGUUCUCGAGGAAGCGAGCUGGCAAGGAAAAUGUUCUUCCCACCGUGAACCCAAACAAGCUCGAGGAGACUGUGACUGCGCACAGCAGUCCUUCGCAUGAUUCUCCUGUGACAGAGAUAAGAACUCUUCACCGAUAUGAGAACGCAGCCAUUCCCGAACACACGGCGUGGAUGGAGAAACACAGCCCUCUCACAGCUGAGGACCUCGCUGUCAGCGUGGAGCAAGUCUGUCUCUUCCUACUCGACGACAACACGGUCGUUUCUUUCUUUGAGCAAUCCGCCGAGGAGAUUGAACGUCCGAUUCUGGCACGACUGAACAGCAAAUACACGGUCCUCCGUCGCAGCUGUGACGCUUCUAUGCUGCUCCAAGCCAUCAUCGACGCCAUUGUCGAUCUGGCAGGUCCCGUGAGAGAAGCCUACAACACCGCAAGGAAGGAACUACAGAUUGCCGCCAUGACCCACCCGGACAUCCGCACCUCGCGUGCCCUCCACAUCUUCGGCGAAGAAAUCGACAUGCUGCAAAACCUGUUCAAGCCGAUCGUCCACCUCGUCAAUGCCCUCCGCGACCACAACGCCGAUCCAUUUUCCCGAACUCAGCCGCCGCUCCCUUCUUCCGACGGCAAUGUCCCGCACGCGAUGAGCAGCGUGGCCAUCACCCCGCUGGCGCACACCUACUUCGGCGACGUGCUCGACCACUGCAUCACGACGAUCGCGGCCCUGGAGCAGAUGGACGCCAGCGCCAACAACAUCUCCAACCUGAUCUUCAACACCGUCAGCGCCAAGACGAACAACUUCAUGAUGAUCCUCGCCGUCGUCACCGUCUUCUUCGCGCCCCUGACCUUCAUCUCGGGGUACUUCGGCAUGAACUUCGCCAACGGGAACGGCCUCGACCACCCCUUUGCCUUCUUCUUCGUCGUCGCCACGCCCGCCGUCAUCGGCUUCAUGCUCCUCGUGCUGGCGGUGUACAAGACCGAUGCCAUCCUCGAGUGGUUGGCUCGGGGCCGGUGGAGGCCGCACAUGCGAUCGCUGGGCCUGGUGCGUCGGCGCGCCAUCCCUUGA